CCAUAAUAAAUAUGGCACAAAAGGUGCACCCAAAAUUUUCAAUGAACCCACAAGCCCCAGAUAAACCAGAAAAAAAUAUCCAACAGCAAAGCAAGCCAGUAAAAAGCUUCAGAGUCAGCAAUUCCAGGACCCUACCACCUGCGAUAUAACAUAGUUUCAAAAAAUCACGAUGGUUCGGAGAAGGGUACUGACGAAUUCCGCCAAGCAGGCUUCGAUGAACGCCUAUCAGCAGUUGUGGCAUCAACAGCCGUUUGCCCGAGGACCUUUGGUUGCCUCAAUGCCGGAAUAUUGGCACUCCGUGUGCAACAAAAUGGGUGGCGCCAUGCCCCGCAUGGCGGUAAUUGCUCCGCCGGAAGUGAGCAGCCGGAAAUUGAGUCGACUUCGUCGUCAGCUGAUGAAAGCGCCCAGUGAAACCGUUCCGAUGCACAGCUUCAUCCCCAAUUAUGGUCUACAGCAGCAUCCACAAGUGCAAUUUCAAAGAGGUUAUCAAAACGCAGGAAAUAUGUCCUCUCCGAGUCAAAGCCUUUCCAAGGCGGCUCUUCUGAAACCAGGUUGCAUCUUGGCCGCGUGUCAAAACCAGUCCUUCAGAAAUUUAGCAGCAGCAGUAGGAGUUGCACCCACGACACCGCAGCAACACCCACAUUUUAGUCAGGGAAGCUUGUUCGACUAUCCUCCAAUGCAAUGGCAACAGCAGCAAUAUCAAGUGCAGCAGCAACACAAGCAAUUCCUACUAGAACAACAACAGAUGGCAGUACCUGCUGGAAUUUUAAAGAAGUCUUCACGAAUUGGAGUUGAAAGUGAUCAUCAGACCUCAAGUCCCCUUAAAACGAAAAGAGUGACCAUCAAAAGCACAGCCGCCCCCCGUUCCAGAUACCAAGAACCUAUAGUGGAGCAAAUAAAACUCAAGCCUGAUAUUCCACCCAAGCCAAGUAAAAGAGUCAAGCAAAAUACACUGAAGAAAGAACGACAGCAACUGCAGCAAUUGCAACUUCAACAUGAGCUUCUGAAACAGCAUCAGUCAAUGCAAAAUCAGAAAGACCAAGUGAAGCUCCAGGGUAAAGCGAGUCUGCCUCAGAAACAGCUCUUGCAACACCAAAUCGAAUUAAGAAAGCCACAUCAGAAAAGUCUGCAACAACUAGAUCCAUCUAAGAGCUUUAAUUUCGGAAAAUUCGUAAACCACUUUAUAGAAGGCUGCAGUAGGGAAUCUGAUACAGAAACGUCCAUGUAUUCGGCUGCGAAUUCAGAAAUAAAACCAGUAAGUAAGCAAAGCAGGCCACAAAACCCUAAGCAAUUUGAGAGUUCCAAGUCAAAGAGCUUCCCCUAUGAGGAAACCAAGAAGGAGAAUAACAAAGAGCUCCAAGUCAAGCUUGAAAAAUCGGAGGUACCCAACAGGAAGGGCAAGACGUCUUCGAGUCGCUUCCUUGAUCGUCAAUCCAGAACACAUGAGUCGGGAAACGAUAGCAGCACGAUAACCCUAACCACCGAGCAAAAUCAGUCAAAAACUGAUUAUCAAAGUCGCACAUCUUUGACUGACAAGGCCACAAACACCAAGUUAGACCCUCUCAGUGAUCUUUUAAAACGUGGACCUCAGAAAGCUAUAUCGACCACUUCAGCAACUAGUAAGGGAUCUAGAAAACUAAACAUCAAUGAGCUGUUGAGAAAUGAAAAAGUCAAGGGACUGGAUGGCAAUCCCAUGUGGCACUCGCUCAUGCAACUGGUGGCCCACAUGUGCGAGGCCAAGGAAAACGAGAAGGACGAUAAGGAGCAGAAGAGUCGGUUGAGGGCAGGAUCCGGUGCUGAUGGUCUUCAGAAGCAGUAUUCCGUGUACUUGAUGGUUACCUCCGAUGAGGAGGACGAAGACAGGAGUUCCGUGAAACCGAAAGUUAAGCAGUCAACCAAUGAUCCAAAACUGGCGAGCAAUAAAGGGAUUCCUGGAGAAGAUGAAUACGCCAAGCGAUGUGGCAGUGUCUAUCAGGAAGAGCACCCCAAGCAAGGUCGCCGAAGACGUUCGAGGAAGAGGUUGAAUCCUCGCCUGCGAGAACUUUCCAUUCCGUACCCCUUUACGCAAACUCAGCUUCCGAUGAGAAGACCCCUCCACUGGCCCAAGCCUGAUUACUCCAAGCCACAAGGUCGUUCGAAACGUACCCGGAACUCAUCUCGGGUUCGCUCCCGUUCCUCGACGAAACAUGCGAUAAAGUUGCGAAGCCAGAGGUCCAUAAGCUCAGCACUCGACGAGAAUCGCAGCUGGCGAUUGUGGCAGGAUCUUCCGAUGACCGCCAGAGCCUUGAACAAGGUCUACAGUCGCAUGCUGACUUUAUCGGGCGCUAGCCGAACCUGCUCUGAGAUACCUGCACAACAUUUACCUGCGAUGGCAGAUCCAAAUUUUCAAUUUCCUCGGAAAUACCUGACUAUCGAAAAUGAUACUAUUGGAAUGAGCACGUGCACGGAUAACAACGAUAUUUCCUUGGAGCAAAAUCGAGGAACUAAACUUAAGGAGAGUGUUUCCUUCACUGGUUGUGGAUCUCAUUUUGUGGGCUUGACAUUCAUUCCGGAAAGGAGAACGAGGGCUUCCGGCGGGGAUUGCGAUUACAACAUACUGCGAAAUCCGUUAGUCGUGCGGAGUGGUGAGAUUCCAGAUCAGGGAGAGUGCGAUCCCAGCUGUCCAUAUCGGGGAAACAAUCAGGGACAGAACAAUUACCAACAGGCCCCCGAACCAUAUUAUAACCAGAAUUAUGAUCGUUCUGCACCCGCCCAGAAUCAGACCGGAUAUUAUGACAACAGUCAACCUCAGCAAGUCUAUGGAUCGCCAGGCAAUAAUUGUUAUGUGCCACCGGGUAGAACCCAAUCUCAACCCAAGGAUCGUGGUGGAAACGACUGUGGCUGCGAUCCACCUUCUGGCAGAAGAGCUUACAGGACACCCUCAUCUCACUACAUGGAAUACAGGGAGUUCCAGCAGAGUCCCAAGAAAAAUCCUGUCUUAGAAAAACCACAAUAUAGUGAAUAUCCCGCGGAAUCGCAGAGGUCCAAUCGGUUGCAAAGAAACGAUUCUGAAUGCAGUUGUGAGCGCAGAUCUUCGCCCGAAAGACGCCAGGUCCAGAGAACAAGUCGGUUACAGAAAAAGGUUUCUGAAUGUAGCUGUGAAUCUGAAUCUUUGGAGGAGAAACAGCCGGUCCAGAGGAGUAAUCGGUUGCAGAGAAAGUCUUCUGAAUGCAGCUGUGCGGCUGGAUCUCCUCCAAGAAGGCAGCAAGUCCAGAGAAGGAGCCCACCAGAUAAGAGUUAUUACCAGAGGAAAUCCACUCAGGCGGCUCAAGCUUGUUCUGUUCGUUGUCAUGCUCGUUCCCACGUUCAGGGAUCUCCUCCGCCUCCCGCCCCCAAGAGAAAAUGUCCGGCCGCCACGCCACCACCCACUUCUAGAAAACCCGCGCCCAGAACUAAAUCAACCAUUACUUCAAGAAAUCGAAGGAAGUGUACUGUCUGCAAUCGCUGUUCCGAUGAAGAGAGCAGUGAACCCAUCGACUAUGUGGAGGGCAGUCGAUCCCGGACUGAGGUGCUUAGGAAUCCUUUGGUCCAAUCACGGUCCAGUUACGAGUGCAACAAUGAUCAGCCCCACGAGAGCUAUAGUGAAGAGUAUCCAGUGCAGCGAAGAACACGAUCUGCAAGCUGCCGAAAACCAACCCCUGAAGGUCGAUGUUGUUCCCGGAAGGGACCACCACUCUGCUCCAACGAAACCCUGAUGGAAAAACCAGUACAGAGCUAUCGCUUCAGUUGCCCAGAGAAUGGGAAAUGUGCGUCAUGCCGAAAACUUUGCCCGAAAUGCCACAAGGUGAUGCCCCAAAAACAGAGAAGUUCGUCAGCCAAGAGAUAUGUCUCAUCGGUGGCACAGAAGUGCUGCCCUAUGUGUGGAUUACUACCCAUGAUGCCGAAUAUUUCCAUUCCGGACAUUGCCAGUAGCAACCGCAUUAUCUACAAGACCCUGGGGCGAUGUCGACCCAGGAAAGUGCCUAAAACUAGAUACGAGCUGACCAUUUGCUGUAAGAAGCGUUGCCAGGGAGGCCGGAACUCGCACUACAUGACUGGCACUAUUGCCACGAGUCUCAAAAGAAGGGCUAAGGCGGUGAUGAUGGCAGGAAACCCGGUGGCGCCUUCACGGACGUCGAGCCACAGACAAGGGAUCAGGCAAUCUUUUACUCCAGCUCAAAAUAUGCCCAGUCACUCGCAGUCAACGGGACAUAAAAGGAGCCAAAGCAGAGCAGGCAUUUCCUUUUCCGACCAAGAUCGGUCUACUCCAUCCACUUCUGGUCAGCAACGUGAAAGAUCAGCUGCUCCAGAGCAGUUUAAAAUGCGAACUCCUUCCGCAAACUUGGUGCAAAAGUCUGAAAGAAGGGAGAGCGAAAGAGAAGCAAUUCCUUCGCAGCAAAGGACUAGGGCUGCAUCGCCAAUCGUAGAGAUCCACAGUUCCUCACGACAUCAUGAGACCUAUAGGGAUUCUUACCGUCCUAAGGACCAGCCGCAUUCCUAUAGAUCUCAACCGGAACCAGCUCCUUCCUAUCGAACUGAUCAUGAACCAGCACCAUCGAAUAGGUCUAGGCCUGAUCCCCCAGACAUACCAGCAGCUUAUUCAGCCCCCGCCUCAAUGGAACCGGAGAUAUCGGAACCCAAUCGGCGGGGAGCGUCCUACUUGGGCACCGAAUUGAAUCCCUUUUACAGAGGAAGCUUCCUUAAAGUGCGUUACUCGAGGGACUCCUCUCAGAAUCGCUUGAGCCCCAUUCACCAAAGAGGGGAGAAGGUCCAGAACAUGCCCAAAGCGCGAAAAUCUCCGGGAAUGGGCCUUCCUAUGAAAUAUACUAGAUUAAGUCAGCUACAAGCUUGGGUGUUUGGGGACCCCUUCGUGAAGGCUAAUGACAAUUUGGGAACCUGGAGCUGGCGCCAGAUUUUCGGGCGCAGCAAGAAGCGUGCGGCCUCCAAGAAUAAACCAGCCAAGCCAGUAGAAGCAAACGUAUAGGCCACGAGGCAGAAAAGAAAUGGUGCGGGUCGCGAGAGCCAAACCGAUCUUUCGCAAGAUAGUCACACCGAUGUGUGCCCCGAGGCCCGUCCUGUCCCCCAAAGACCGUGUCCUGGCAGCCAGAAUGCACCAGAGAACAUGUACGUCCUGAAGAACUGCGAUCGAUGUCAGGACUACUCGGUGCAGCCGUGCGGCAAGGGUUGCAAGUGCCCAAAGAGGGGAACUCAAUGCGCCGGUGAGUGCGAUGUUUCGGAUCGGGAAAAGUCGCAGUUGCAGUCCCAGGAGAGCUUCCCUGAAGCGGUGAAACCGAUGACGAAGAUGACAGAAUCGUCGAAAUCCUCACUUGACCCAGCUGCGUAUCGUCGGAUGGGCGGCAACUGUCCCAUUUGCCAGCUUUGUGGACACGAAGAGAUCCGGCAGCCAGGUCAGAGUAUGUGUUGCACUUGCAACGAAAAGAUACAGGCGGCCGUGGAUAACUACUAUGUUCAGUGCCAAGGACAAUGUCAGCCCACAGGAAGGCCAUGUCCUUAUCGACAGGAUCAGGGACAGGCACAACAGCCCGCGUCUCAGUCACCUGGACAAUGGCAACAGUUGAACGGAUCUCCAUUUGGCGCCCAGCAGCAGGGUGAACAGCCCUUCAAUAUCAUUGUCCUCCAGGAUUGCGACAAUCAUGCCUUGAUCGACCAGUUGACAGCUGCCAUAAAUCGAGGUGGAGGUCAAGCGCAUACGCCAUUGCAAAACAACAACUACCCGAACCUCUAUCCCAACCAACCGAAUAACUUUCAAAACAAUCCACUGACUGGCUAUAUAGACUACGAUUACCUCGACCUUAAUCGCAAGGGGUACGGUUACGAGCCCGAAAGGGAGGACAGAUACGACUACGGUUACGACAUGGGUCCCUGGCCAAUGGAUCACUACUACCCAAGGGAUGGAUUUGAAGAAGACGGGUACCGUUCCAUCUCGUGCAACAGCUACGACUGUCCCGCUAAAAAUGAUCAGAUCCCAAAGCAAGACUCCUGGGACAGUAAUCAGACCUAUAAAGAGAGUCAAGCGCCUCGCAAUGGCCAAGCCAAUAAUGGUGCCUGCAACUGCAACUGCCAUGAUUUUGAGACCAAAGAUAAGCUGGCCUCGCUUAUAGCCAAGGCGCUGGAGAUCUUCAUCAGUAGUAAUCAGUGCAAAAACGAUGAGGUCAAAGAUGAGGAGCAGAACCAAAAGAGCGGAAAGGUUAAGAAUCCAGAGAAAAAGGUUAAGAAACCCAAGAAACGCGGUAAAAGGAGUAAGAGUGUAGAGCCUGCCGUAAAUUCCUCAGCGAAGAGUGCCGCAAAUGUGAAAGGGGAAAGCCCUUUGGGGAUCGCAAAAAGCAGCAAAGCUAAACUUAGUGCGAUAUCCACUCCCUUUUCGAAGGUGAACUCCCUAGACAGCUCUCUCUUGAAGGUCACCAAGAACCCCAUCUCCAAGAAUUCCUCGCUCUACGGGGACUCCAACGCCGACACAGUCAGUGCGGGAUCCCGCAACAAGGAUCGGAAUGAGAAGCCCCCGUUCUUUCUGCCCGACUGCGAGGAACAUCGCUGCAAGAACGACUGCAAGGGCAUUUGCUCGCGGAAGCCGCAUGAUUGCGGCAGGGGCUGCAAGUCCGUUUGCCAAGGACCAUGCUCCAAGUCGGGGGGUGGCGAUGGACAAAGUCGCAGCAGGGCAUCCAAAAACAAGCAACAACAACAGCGGCACGCCCGCUGCCAGCAGUGCAACCAGGGUGAAGGUCGCCAGUGGCAGGAAGUGGGCGGAACCACGGACUGUCCCGACGGCACAAAUGCCGGGGGCGCCAGUGCUCCACCUGGAUGUUCCGGUUGUGGGGGCGGACAGGAUAGAAGCAAGGGCGGCGGCAAGGACCGAAACCCAGCCGGCGGCAAGAACACACUUUUGGGACUCAGUCCCAUUGCCCACUAUCGACCCGGAAUGCUGCAGUUUCCCGUGAACUACCUCCUGGCGGGAACGAAUUUCCGACGCAGCCUCGUUCGCACUGCCGCCGGAGUGACGUUGCACCAGAAGCCCUACGUGGACAUGGCCGAUGCCAAGGACCUACCCAACUUCCCGUGUCGCAAGAAAGGUGGCAGUGCAGACUAUGAAACUCCCGCCAAGAAGUGGCUCUGAGCUCCGGAACGCGUCUCCGAAAGUUAUGCAUUGUAGAGCAUCGAAGGCCCUGAGGGCUUCCUUCGAUCCAUAUAGUGCAUAAGUUUGUAAGGACGCUCAGUGGUUUAUAGUUUUAGUUCUCCAAAUUCUCAAGUAUUCCUACUAUUUAUACAGUAUUUAUCAUGCGCAAUAAACCAGUAACCAAUC
Molecule: messenger RNA, 7336 nt
Organism: Drosophila suzukii
Lineage: Eukaryota; Metazoa; Arthropoda; Insecta; Diptera; Drosophilidae
Source: RefSeq, a predicted model, not a curated record